Musa acuminata subsp. malaccensis (wild Malaysian banana) is the source of this 882-nucleotide messenger RNA. Its product is annotated as transcription factor BHLH148-like. Gene Ontology annotation, molecular function: protein dimerization activity. NCBI's taxonomy places the organism in Eukaryota, Viridiplantae, Streptophyta, Magnoliopsida, Zingiberales, Musaceae. The record is from RefSeq and is a predicted model, not a curated record.
GCUACCAUGGACGCCUUCCCCUUCCACGAGGACGACCAUCACGACAUCCACAGCUGGGCCUUCUCGCCGCUGGCCGACACCCUCGACCUCCUGGAAUGCCUCCGUAGCCCGCUCGUGCUGUCGACGCCGGCCGUGCCACCGCCGCAGUCCGCCUUCGUCCGGUACAAAGCGUGCGAUGGUGCGGCCAUGUCGGCGGGUUCUGGUAGUAUGGGUGGCGGCGCUUCAAAUAUCCACCGGAGAAUGAUCCAGUUUUGGCAGACCGUCGUCAUGGGCGUCAGGAUGGAGAGCUGUAAGGAGAAGACGGCAGGGAACAGCCGCGAGCUUCGGCAUCUGAUGAAGGAGAGACGGAGAAGGGAGAGGCUGAGCCAGGGGUUCGCUGACCUCCGCUUCAUGCUAUCUCACGGAUCAAAGGGUGACAAGAUCUCCGUUGUUCGAGCAGCUUGGGAGCACCUGAAGGAGCUACAGCAAGCGAGGGAGAAGCUACGAAGACGCAACAAGGAGCUCGAGGUGAUGAUAUCUGGGAACGUGAUGGAAGCAGAAGAAACGGCGAUCAAAGUGCAACCCGAGAGUCGUUCGUCGUCGUUCGAUUCAGUGUUCUCCGCUCUGCAUCGCCUGAAGCAGAUGGGAGUGAAGGCCACCACCAUCAGCGCCAGCUUCUCCGGCCGGGUUUUGUCGGUGGAAGUGGCUACUGAAACGAAGGUGGUAGGAGAUGAAGUGGAGGGAGCCAUGAAUGCAUCUUUGGCUGAAGUGGAGUAGGAGCACUGCAUUGUCUUAGUGAUAGAUCUAAAGUUUGUCAAGAUAAUUGCACUCUAUCUUUGGCUUUCCUCAAAGACAAAUCAUUUGUUGUUUGAAUCAUACACCUUAUUCCCUCUCACUAUUCUA